Nannospalax galili (Upper Galilee mountains blind mole rat) is the source of this 8314-nucleotide messenger RNA. RefSeq names its product ras responsive element binding protein 1 (gene Rreb1). Lineage: Eukaryota; Metazoa; Chordata; Mammalia; Rodentia; Spalacidae. Gene Ontology annotation, biological process: regulation of transcription by RNA polymerase II. The transcript is spliced from 11 exons. The record is from RefSeq and is a predicted model, not a curated record. Bases 123 to 5396 code for a protein of 1757 amino acids. Gene Ontology annotation, molecular function: DNA-binding transcription activator activity, RNA polymerase II-specific; RNA polymerase II cis-regulatory region sequence-specific DNA binding. Gene Ontology annotation, cellular component: nucleus.
AACUCAUUUCCUAUUCUAUGUGGAUGAUCACUGUAGUGAGGGGACGUUUCACAGUCCAUCAGCUGGAAGAGAAAAUGGAGUUCUGUGGCAGAGACUUCUUAGAAGCAUAAAACCCUGUCCCAAUGACGUCAAAUUCGCCCGUUGGCUUAGAAGGCUCAGACCUGUCUUCCAUCAACACCAUGAUGUCAGCAGUAAUGAGUGUAGGGAAUGUGGCUGAGAAUGGUGGGAGCCCUCAGGGCAUCAAAUCCCCCUCGAAGCCUCCAGGACCAAAUCGGAUUGGUAGAAGGAACCAGGAAACGAAAGAGGAGAAGUCUUCCUACAGCUGCCCCCUAUGUGAAAAGAUUUGCACUACCCAGCACCAGUUGACUAUGCACAUUCGUCAGCACAACACAGACACUGGAGGAGCCGACCACUCAUGCAGCAUCUGUGGGAAGUCACUGAGCUCAGCCAGCUCCCUGGAUCGUCACAUGCUGGUGCACUCUGGCGAGAGGCCUUACAAGUGUACUGUGUGUGGCCAGUCUUUUACCACCAAUGGGAACAUGCACAGGCAUAUGAAGAUUCAUGAGAAGGACCCCAACAGUGCUACAGCUGCAGCCCCUCCAUCCCCACUGAAGCGUAGGCGAUUAUCCUCAAAAAGGAAACUGAGUCAUGAUGCCGAGUCAGAGAGAGAAGACCCAGCACCAGCUAAAAAGAUGGUAGAAGAUGGGCAGUCAGGUGAUUUGGAGAAGAUGACUGAUGAAGUUUUUCACUGCCCUGUAUGUUUCAAGGAGUUUGUUUGCAAGUAUGGACUGGAGACCCACAUGGAGACCCAUUCAGAUAACCCAUUAAGAUGUGACAUUUGCUGUGUCACCUUUCGAACACAUCGAGGACUGCUGCGCCACAAUGCACUUGUCCACAAACAGCUUCCCAGGGAUGCAAUGGGAAGACCUUUCAUCCAGAACAAUCCUUCAAUUCCUGCUGGCUUCCAUGAUUUAGGAUUUACUGACUUCUCCUGUCGGAAGUUCCCUCGAAUUUCUCAGGCCUGGUGUGAAACAAACCUACGAAGGUGCAUCAGCGAGCAGCACCGUUUCAUCUGCGACACCUGUGACAAGGCAUUCCCCAUGCCAUCUUCACUUGUCCUGCACAAGCAGACCCACAUCACUGCUGAUCAGGGACAGGAAAAGCUGCAGGCCAAGACCCUAGCUGAUGAUACCCUGGACCAGAAGGUCUUCCUGGCCUUACUAGGUCUGCAGCACACCAAAGACAUCAGGCCUGCACCUGCUGAGGAAUCCCUGCCAGACGACAACCAAGCAAUACAGCUCCAGACACUCAAGUGUCAGCUACCUCAGGACCCUGGCUGCACCAAUGUGCUGAGUCUGUCUCCUUUCGAAGCUGCUUCUUUAGGUGGUUCUCUUACAGUCCUCCCAGCUACCAAGGAGAGCAUGAAGCAUCUGUCCCUGCAGCCCUUCCAAAAGGGCUUCAUCAUCCAGCCGGACAGCAGUAUUGUGGUUAAGCCUAUCUCAGGCGAGUCAGCCAUUGAACUGGCAGACAUCCAGCAGAUUCUAAAGAUGGCAGCAUCAGCUCCCCCACAGAUCAGUCUUCCGCCACUCUCUAAGGCUCCCGCCACCCCUCUUCAGGCAAUUUUCAAGCAUAUGCCCCCUUUGAAGCCAAAGCCCUUGGUCACACCCCGGACAGUGGUAGCCACCUCUACACCCCCGCCUCUCAUCAAUGCACAGCAGGCAUCCCCGGGCUGUAUCAGCCCUAGCCUUCCUCCACAGCCCCUGAAGCUCCUCAAGGGGUCAGUCGAGGCAGCUUCCACUGCCCAUCUGCUGCAGUCCAAGUCUGGGGCCCAGCCAAACACAGUCACACAGCUCUUUCUGCAACAGCCUGGAGUGGAGCUGCCAGGCCAGCCUGAGAUGAAGACACAACUGGAGCAAGACAGCAUCAUUGAGGCCCUACUGCCCCUGAGCAUGGAGGCCAAGAUCAAGCAGGAGAUCACAGAGGGGGACCUCAAGGCCAUCAUGACAGGCCCCAGUGGCAAGAAGACCCCUGCCAUGCGCAAGGUGCUCUACCCCUGCCGCUUUUGUAACCAGGUGUUCGCCUUCUCUGGAGUUCUGCGUGCUCAUGUUCGCUCCCACCUGGGGAUCUCGCCCUACCAGUGCAACAUCUGCGACUACAUUGCUGCAGACAAGGCCGCUCUUAUCCGUCACCUGCGCACACAUAGUGGGGAGCGGCCCUACAUUUGCAAGAUCUGCCACUACCCAUUCACUGUCAAAGCCAACUGUGAGCGGCACCUCCGCAAAAAGCACCUCAAGGCCACCCGCAAGGACAUUGAGAAGAACAUAGAGUAUGUGAGCAGCAGCGCAGCAGAGCUGGUGGACGCCUUCUGCUCACCAGAAACAGUGUGUCGGCUGUGCGGUGAGGAUCUGAAGCACUACCGUGCGCUGCGCAUCCAUAUGCGCACACACUGCAGCCGCGGCCUGGGCAGCUGCCACAAAGGCCGUAAACCCUUCGAGUGCAAGGAAUGCAAUGCCACCUUUGCAGCCAAGCGCAACUGCAUCCAUCACAUCCUCAAGCAGCACCUGCAUGUGCCAGAGCAUGACAUUGAGAGCUAUGUGCUUGCUGCAGACGGUGGCCUUGGCCCCACAGAGAUGUCCACUGAGGCCUCUGGGAGAGGGGGAGAGGGCAGCUGCGUUGCUUUUGGUGAGUGCAAGCCCCUGGCCACUUUUCUGGAGCCCCAAAACGGCUUUCUCCACACAAGCCCUACCCAGACCCUGCCUUCCCAUAUCUCUGUCAAGCUGGAGCCAGCCAGUAGCUUUGCAGUGGACUUCAAUGAGCCUCUUGACUUUUCACAGAAGGGCCUGGCACUGGUCCAAGUGAAGCAGGAAAAUGUGCCUUCCUUCCUUAGUCCUUCCUUGGCCCCGUAUGACUGCUCCAUGGAGCCUAUCGACCUGUCUAUCCCCAAGAACGUAAGGAAAGGAGACAAGGACACAGUUGCUCCGAGUGAAGCCAAGAAGCCAGAACAGGAAGCUGAGAAUGCUGAGCAGCUCUCUCCCUCUCCACCACCCUGCCCUACCUUGCCAGUGACUUUGGAGUCCAGAGGGAUCCUAGAAAACCCCACAAGCACUGUGGUGGCUGUCACCACAGCUGCCAACCUGGAACCCCACACUCAGCCCCUCCAGGGCUCUGUUCAGCUGGCUGUCCCCAUCUAUUCCUCAGCUCUCAUCAGCAACCCUCCCCUCUUGGGCAACUCUGCAGUCAUAAGCAACUCAGCCCUCUUGAGCAGCCCAGCCUUGCUUCGACCCUUACGGCCCAAGCCCCCCCUGCUCUUGCCAAAGCCCCCCAUGACAGAAGAGCUGCCUCCACUGGCCUCCAUUGCCCAGAUCAUCUCAUCUGUGUCCUCAGCCCCUACUCUGUUGAAGACCAAGGUGGCUGACCCAGGGUCAUCAAGCACCAGCGGUAACACUGUGGCUGCAGACAACUUAGGAGGCUCCAUCCCCAAAGCUGCCACCUCCCCUACUGAUAAAACAAGCCCUAAAGAAUCCAGUGACCCAGCCCCCACAGCCAGCAGUCCAGAGGAAGCCUUGCCUGCUGAGCAGGGGCCAGCUUGCUCAUCCAAGAAGAGGGGUAGGAAAAGGGGGGUGAGGAACCGGCCCCUCGCCAACAGCAGUGGGGUGGACCUAGAUUCCAGUGGGGAGUUUGCCAGCAUUGAGAAGAUGCUAGCCACCACAGAUACCAACAAGUUCAGUCCAUUCCUGCAGACUGCAGAGGAUGACACUCAGGAUGAGGUGGCCGGAGCCCCUGCAGACCACCAUGGGCCCAGUGAUGAGGAGCAGGGUAGCCCCAGUGAAGACAGGCUACUGAGAGCAAAGCGGAACUCCUAUGCCAACUGCCUGCAGAAGAUCAACUGUCCCCACUGUCCCCGGGUCUUCCCUUGGGCCAGCUCCCUCCAGAGGCAUAUGCUUACACACACUGGUCAGAAACCCUUCCCUUGUCAAAAAUGCGAUGCCUUCUUUUCUACCAAAUCUAACUGUGAACGCCACCAGUUGCGCAAACAUGGAGUUACCACCUGCUCCCUGAGAAGAAACGGGCUUAUCCCCCCAAAAGAGGGUGAUGUUGGAUCCCAUGAUAGCACAGACAGUCAGUCAGACACGGAGACAUCUACCACUGCAGGUGAGGUAUUGGAUCUCACAGCACGUGAUAAAGAGCAGCUGCCAUCAGAGGGAGCCGUGGAGCUCAGCCCGACUACACAGGACCCCACUGUAAACGAGGCCAAAACAGAGGCAACCUCCCCUGGGAAGGAGGAAGAAAGGAGCACAGAAGAGAACCCAGAGCCAGAGGAAGAGUGCGGUGUGGAAGAAAGCAGUGGGGAUGCAGACGGCCCGGAGGAAGACACAGCCAGCAACCAGAGCCUGGAUCUCAACUUUGCCAGCAAGCUGAUGGACUUCAAGCUGGCAGAGGGUGAGGCAGGCACUGUGAGCCAAGGCACAGCCCAGCAGGACCAGAAACACACCUGCAACACUUGUGGGAAAAGCUUCAAGUUCCUGGGUACCCUGAGCCGCCACAGGAAGGCACAUGGCUGCCAGGAGCCCAAGGAUGAGAAAGAGGCACCUUUGCUAGAGAGCAAGAGUGCUGGCAGAACAGCUGAGGGGACCCCACCUACACCCGAGCCUGGGGAGAAGCCUGCUGAAUCCCCAGAAGUAGAGCCAGCCCCAGGCACCACGGAGACCUCAGAGGAGAAACAGAAUGAGGAGACAGAGGGUCCCUCUGAUGGAGAAGGAACAGCUGAGAAGAGGUGCUCAGAGAGGAGUGACGAUGACAAGAAACCAAAGACAGACUCCCCCAAAAGCACUGCCAGCAAAGCAGAUAAGAGGAAGAAGGUCUGCAGUGUGUGCAACAAGCGCUUCUGGUCCCUGCAGGACCUCACCCGGCACAUGAGGUCACACACAGGGGAAAGGCCAUACAAGUGUCAGACCUGUGAGCGAACCUUCACCUUAAAACACAGCUUAGUUCGACACCAGAGGAUCCACCAGAAAGCCAGGCACAGCAAGCACCAGGAGAAGGACAGCGACAAGGAGGACCAGGCCGAGGAGGACAGUGAGGAUGAGUCCACCCAUAGUGGUAACAACCCUGUCUCAGAGAAUGAGGCUGAGUCAGCUCCUAGCACCAGCAACCAUGUGGCCAUCACCCGAAGCCGGAAAGAGAGCUUGGCCAAUGCUGGGAAGGAAAAGGCUGCAGCAGGGCGGGCAGCUGAGCCCAGCCACAGCACCCCCAAGGGCCAGGUAUCUCCAGGUGAAACCGACCCUGAAAGCCCAGCAGCCCUUGUGCAAGACUUGCUGGAGCUAUGUGGCAAGAGGCCUGCCCACCCCAUCCUGGCUGCCACCGACAGCGCCUCACAGCUCCUGGGGAUGGAAUGACAGCCUGCCCUCUCCCCACCAGCACAAAACCAGCUGAGCAGAGCAUCACGAAUCUAGACUUCAUGAGGUUUUCUCAGUGUCCUUUAGCUGUCAGAGAGUGAGAGAGAUGACUAGGCAUGCAGCCAACCAAAUCGUGCCAUAGCCUUACCCAGUGCCCGUGCAUCCAGCCACAGCACGGCCAAUUCCAGUGCCUUAACUACUUAUGGAUCCUCCCUUGUCAUUGUGGGUGUUGUGUUUCCCAAAAUGACAUUUUAACAAAACAAAUAUUUUAAUGAAUUGGGGGAGGACCUUGUCAUUUAAGCAUUAACAUUACCUUUUGUACUGGUGUGUUUGAGCUUUUUUUUGUGAAUCUGUGAUAGUACUGUUUGUUCUGUAAGCUGGAAACAGAAGAAAAAACAUACCCUUGGAUACCUGUAGCCAAUAACUGGAAGAAAACGAUGUGAACUUCAUGACCAGAGGGAAGAUGGAUAGGAGGCUGAUUUCUAAAAUAGACCUCUUUUCCCUCUUGUUCGCCUCGUGGAGGAGCUGUGAUCUGGUCCUUGGUAUUAGUGGAUAUGGUUGAUGAAGGUUUCCAAUAUGGUUCAAGCCAAAAACCAGGAAAGAUUUUUAGCUUCAACCUUGUUUCCACUCUUCAUGUUAGAAAUGGGAAAGUUUCUAUUCAAGUUUCAAGACAUUAGUUCUUAAUUUACAGAGAAGAGUUACCUCCCCAGCAACUUAACCUAUGGAUGACAUGCCUGGAUGUCGUAUAUUUGAUUUUCUCUUCUCCUCAUUCGGUAUAUGUUGUUAUUAAUAUUAUUAUUAUUUUAUUGUUAUUUUUAGUUCAUCAAUUUGCUGGCCUCUGCAUUCUGCAGAAACAAAUGGGCAAUAUUUGUCCUGGGAGACCUGCACUAGCCCCUGGUCCCCACAUAACAUGUGCCUGAAGCUUUGUUGGCGCAUUGUGGUGACAGCUCUUCUACUGUACUCAGACAAGCCUUUCUUCUGUGACUGUAGAAUCCAGCAGGGGCCAAUAAUGGUCCUCCAAAAAUGGCCAAGGAGCGGCUCAGAGGGGAGAGCAAGGAUGCACAUGUGGCGGGGAGCAGGCAUCCGAGACACCAGGCCGAGCCUGGGGCACCACAGACAUGGCUUUUGAGGAAGCAAGGCAAUGACGGAUGCAUUACUCAUGAGCAAGGUAUCCAGUCUUCCUGCUGAGCCCAUCCAAGCCUUACCCCCCAGCUGUGCUACUGUCAUUUGAAAAGCAAGGAAAUACUACUACUGGUAAUAAAACUACAUGUGCGAGGUUUCGAUGAGAGGUUUAUAUUUACCUUCCUGCGAUGUGGGGUGGGUACCUAAAGGUAGAAGUGCUGUUGCUGGUUCCUUAACUGGCCUGAGCCCCUGGUGCACUAAAGCAGGAUUCCUUUCAUUCCUGAGCGUUCUAUACAAGCAAUAGAUGUCCCUCAUUGUAGCUGGCAUCAGUGAAAAGAAACAGAUCCUACUGUAGCUGACCAGUGUUCAGCACCCUUCCCUUUAGCUGAGACCCUGAGGAUGCCCAAGCCACACUGCUACUAGACCUGUGCCUGCCGCCACACCCCUGCACAGCCUCACCUUCCCCGGGGGAGGUGCUCCUUUGCCGUAUUCUUUCUCCUUGCUUCUGGCUUCAUGCGAUCCUCCUCUGCUUAGACUUGUGUCCCCAGAGAUAAGCAUACCCUUUUCUCCACCAAUUUCUAGUGGCUAAAAUCCAACCACCCUGACUUCAAAGGAAGAUAGAUAGUCUAUAGAUAAUGAAAAGUGAUAUCUUUGCAUAUGAAAGAAGAUUGAGGUAUAUGAUUUUUUUAACUGUGUUAGGGAAUUAUAAACCAGUUUAAAAAUGAGAUUUUAUUUACUAUAGAGAUACAAAUCAGAACCAAUGAUCCCAUGGUCUUCUAAGUUAAAACCAGUUCCUGCAUCCCUUAUUUUUUAUUAUUAUUACAAUUGUUAUUGUUAUUUUCAUUGUUAUUAUUUGGGGUUUCUCGUGUUUUGUUUUUCUUUGCAACUCUCCACACUAAACUCAUGAUAUUGUGGGGAGAAGCCAUGACUGAACUCUAUGCUGCGGUGAGAUGUAGCAAGGAUCAGCUCCCAGCAGCGUCUGUAGCCGGGGCUGCAGCUCGCAAUAAUCACUAUUGAUUUAAAGCUUUAUUUAGCCUGAUCUAUACCUUUGUAGUCAAUAAGGUCUUGCCACAUUUUAUUAGUGAGAUUGAGAAAUGUAUUAUUUGUUUGUUGUUCUGCCCGCCUCCCCCAAUAUUAAACUGUGAAAUUUGUGAUUUGUUUAAACGCUGGGUGAAUCAUAGUUUAGUUUGCAUGUCCAGCUAAUUUGUUUCUAUACAUUUUGUUUGAUUCUCUUUCUCCUUCUCUCAGGGCUUUUACAAAUAUAUAUAUUAUAUAUACAUAUAUAUAUAUACAUAUAUAUAUAUGGAUCUUCUGAAAAAAAUUUUUGAGGUGCAAGUUUUUUCUCUUUUAUUUUUUUCUCUUUAAUUAACGGACACAAUGCUGAGAUUCAAUCACUACAUUGAAACACCUGGCUGUGAAACAAAAACGAAACAACCCCCGCGGGGGAACACCGGGAGUAGGAUGCCAGUUUGACAGAUUCAUCCUACCUUUGUCUCUUUCCUCUCCUCUCUUUCUUCAAGAAGGAAGUUGAUCCUAGUGAUUUCAGCCCAUGCAUUAAACAGGAAACAAUAAUAAAUGUGUAGAAUUCAUAUUUUUCUAAAGGGAACUUAAAAACUGCUGCUACAUGUUAUGUACAAAACUGGUUUAUGCCACAUGAACAGAGAAUCACAAGUUUGGUUUUGGUACUUUUUGUUUCUCUUUGUACUCAGUUGUAUAGAACUUCCAAAUUCAGAAUGAAAAGAAAACUGUUCUGUAUCAAACCAUCUAAGCAAUAAAUGUUAUAUUUUAAACGGCAA